Molecule: messenger RNA, 499 nt
Organism: Sinocyclocheilus grahami
Lineage: Eukaryota; Metazoa; Chordata; Actinopteri; Cypriniformes; Cyprinidae
Product: protein arginine N-methyltransferase 1-B-like
Exons: 6
Biological process (GO): peptidyl-arginine methylation, to asymmetrical-dimethyl arginine; chromatin remodeling
Cellular component (GO): nucleus
Molecular function (GO): protein-arginine omega-N monomethyltransferase activity; protein-arginine omega-N asymmetric methyltransferase activity; histone methyltransferase activity
Source: RefSeq, a predicted model, not a curated record
UGGAACUGGCAUCCUUUGUAUGUUUGCAGCCAAAGCUGGAGCCAAGAAAGUUAUUGGGAUUGAGUGCAGCAGUAUAUCAGACUAUGCUGUGAAGAUUGUGAAGGCCAACAAGUUGGAUCAUAUCGUUACCAUCAUUAAAGGCAAAGUGGAAGAGGUUGAGCUUCCUGUGGAAAAUGUAGACAUAAUCAUCUCUGAGUGGAUGGGCUACUGUCUCUUCUACGAAUCCAUGCUUAACACUGUCAUUUAUGCAAGAGACAAAUGGCUGAAACCUGAUGGCCUGAUUUUCCCUGACAGAGCCACGCUCUAUGUCACUGCUAUUGAGGACCGACAGUACAAGGACUACAAAAUUCACUGGUGGGAGAACGUUUAUGGCUUUGAUAUGUCCUGUAUCAAGGAAGUGGCCAUUAAGGAGCCACUAGUGGAUGUUGUUGACCCCAAACAGCUCGUUAGUACUGCCUGCCUCAUUAAGGAGGUGGACAUCUACACAGUGAAGAUUGAG